UCGAGUUCCGUUUCAUCAUCUCAAAACUGUGUAAUAACAAAGAAAAUCCAACCAACCAUUUCCCUAAAUUUCCGUUGAAGUCGGCCCCACAUAAUCCACAUUCCGCCAUUGAAAAACCAAGAGAUUCUCCUCUCUCCACCUUCAAUCUUCCUGCAACCAUUUCAUCCAACGACUGCUGAAAUUGAUAGGGGAAAGGGAAAAUGUUAGCUGCACCUUCUGCUUCUCGCCUCAACUCUCCAUUUGUCUACUGCCCCCUAAAGCUCUCCUCACCAUCCCCAUUUCCAACUAAAUCCCUCAAAACGCAGCGCUCUCCGGCUUCGUAUCCAUACGUCAGAGCAGCUGAUCUCGAUCAGAACACAAUAGUGGCGAUUGCAGUUGGAGUGGUCAGUGUUGCAGUCGGGAUAGGGAUUCCUGUUUUCUACGAGACACAAAUUGAUAGUGCUGCCAAGAGAGAAAAUACUCAGGCAUGCUUCCCCUGUGAUGGCUCCGGUGCUCAAAAAUGUAGAUUCUGCAUGGGAACCGGCAGUGUGUCCGUUGAACUCGGUGGUGAUGAGAAAGAAAUCUCUCGGUGCAUCAAUUGUGACGGGGCUGGCUCAUUGACAUGCACCACAUGCCAGGGCAGUGGCAUUCAGCCUCGAUACCUGGAUCGUAGAGAAUUUAAGGACGAUGAUUGAAUGCUGCAGAGAACACGGCUGCGUUCGGAUGAAUUCUUUGAUGCCAAAUUAACUUUGUCUUGGAGUUGCAUAGAUGGGGCAAUGACAGAUUUUUUUUGCAAUUUUUUUUUCUGUAUUUCUUGAAUUUGAAGUCAAGACUGAUAAGUUCAUGUGAUGCUUAUACUGUAUCAGUUGUUCAGUUUUUAUAAAAGAAAGAAAAUUAAAACGUCGACA
This is a messenger RNA of Salvia splendens (bonfire salvia), 887 nucleotides long. RefSeq names its product protein SPA, chloroplastic. Gene Ontology annotation, molecular function: protein disulfide isomerase activity. Gene Ontology annotation, cellular component: chloroplast. NCBI's taxonomy places the organism in Eukaryota, Viridiplantae, Streptophyta, Magnoliopsida, Lamiales, Lamiaceae. Gene Ontology annotation, biological process: photosystem II repair. The transcript has 5 exons. The record is from RefSeq and is a predicted model, not a curated record. The coding region runs from base 201 to 674 and encodes 157 amino acids.